UUCACCGUGAUUCGAACCUGGGAUACGCUCAAUGACAUUACCUAAAUCUAUCCCUCGGUAAAACCCUGGUUCGGCCGUCUCCCUCGCGAUCCAUUCUUGUCACAGCCAAAACCCUAAUAUCGGACCCAACAACUGAAAGAAGAAAGUAACGCAAAAGAAGAAGAAGAAGAUGAGACAUCCAUGGCGAUUUCUUCUCUUCCGAAGAUAUCCGCGGUCUCCUCUCCUAGUUCCCACCAUGUCCCAGGUAUUCCCUCCUUCCAUUCCUCCUCCUCCUCGUACUCGCUCAUUCCACAACAUUUCUUCACACUCUCAUUUCACAAACCCCUUCAACAUGAAGAAAGAACUAUCCAUGAUAAAUUGCAAAAGCAGCACCAUCAAUCAUUGUAGUUUCUCAUCCGAGGCAGCCGUUGAAGAAAAAGAACCAGAUCAUGUUUUGGUAACUGUGACUGGUAUUUUCACUAGACUUAAUGAUAGGAAUGAUAUAAAGAGAGAAUUGGAGUUAAAUGAUGUUGUUUUUAGCCAUGAUAUGAUUUUGAAGGUUUUGAGGAAUGUUGAGUCUAGUCCUGAUGUUGCAAGGAGAUUUUUUGAUUGUAUUUUGGAGAGCAAUUUGGAGAAAUUGAGCUCAAAAUCGUAUAACCUGAUGCUAGGUAUUUUGGGUGUCAAUGGGUGGGUUGAGGAAUUUUGGAGUUUGGUUGAUGUCAUGAAGCAGAAAGGAUACGGUAUCUCUGGUGGUGUCCGCGACAGAGUUGCAGCGAAGUUUGAGAAGGACGGGUUGGAGAGCGAUUUGGAGAGAUUGAAAGGGGUUUUUGCCUCGGGAUCAGUGGAUAGUUCAAUGGAAAAGUUUUGUUCUAGGGUGUGUAAGAUUGUUAGGAGCAAUGUGUGGGGGGAUGAUGUUGAGGAGAGGUUGCGUGAUCUGAAUGUUGCAUUUUCAAGUGAUUUGGUGAAAAUGGUUUUGGAAAAUCUUGGCACAGAACCAACAAAAGCAUUUAUACUUUUUAGGUGGGCUGAGGAGUGCGGUUUGUUGAAGCAUGAUCAGCAGAGUUAUAAUGCUAUAGCGAGGGUUUUGGGGAGGGAAGAUUGCAUUGAUAGGUUUUGGAAGGUUGUUGAUGAAAUGAAAAGUAUCGGGUAUGAAAUGGAAAUGGAGACUUAUGUUAAGGUUUUAGGGCGCUUUUGUAAGAGGAAGAUGAUUAAGGAAGCCGUAGACUUGUAUGAGUUUAAAAUGGCUAGUUGCAAUAAGCCUUCUGUGAGUUGUUGUACCUUUCUGCUGAGGAAAAUAGUGGUGAGUAAACAAUUGGACAUGGAUUUGUUUUCCAGAGUUGUGAGGGUUUUUAAGGAGAGUGGGAAUGUCUUGACAGAUUCUAUGGUUGAUGCAGUUCUCAGAUCUUUGACAAGUGUUGGUAGACUUGGUGAAUGCAACAAGGUUCUAAAAGUAAUGGAGGAAGGUGGGUUUGUAGCUGGCCGUAAUUUGCAGAGUAAAAUUGCUUUUAGACUUGCUAGUGCUGGUAAAAAAGAUGAAACUGCUGAGUUUAUGGAUUAUGUUGCAGCAUCAAAUACUAAUUUAGAUCACAAGGCAUGGGGAUCUUUAAUUGAAGGGUGUUGUGCUGCUGGGGAUCUUGAGACAGCAUUAGCUUAUUUCCAAAAUAUGGUUGAAAAAGAAGGGGUCUUUUAUGCUGGUUAUGCCUUUGAAUGGUUGGUAAAUUCUUAUUGCAGCAGGAAAAGAGCGAUGGAUGCAUGCAAGCUUCUGCACAAGUACGUUAGUGAGAAUCAGUUAAGGCCAUGGCAUACUACGUACAAGGAAUUGAUAAGGAAGUUACUGGCUCAGGGUGGAUUUAGAGAUGGUUUAAGUCUCUUGGGCUUGAUGAAAGAUCAUGGUUUCCCACCCUUUGUGGAUCCAUUCAUUGAUUAUGUAUCAAAGUCUGGAAGUAGCGAAGAUGCUAUUGCUUUUCUCAAGUCUAUGACAUCAAAAAGGUUUCCAUCUCUGUCAGUGGUUCUCCGUGUUUUUGAAGCCUUUUUUAAAGCUGCAAGGCAAAAUGAAGCACAAGAUUUAUUGUCAAAAUGCCCAGGUUACAUUCGUAACCAUGCAGAUGUUUUGAAUCUCUUUUGUUCCAAGAAAUCAGGUCAAGCUGUUGCUGCACCUCCUGCGAUUGCUUAGGCUUCAUUGACUGUGUUUCAGAUUGUACUUUAAUUGAUUAGGAUGGCAUUUGUUCUAAAAGUUUGCCAUGAGAUUUUCAACAUCAAUCAUUAAAAUGUGUUGUCCUCUGGCUUCAACUUGCAAAGAAAAAUCAAAAGAAUUUAGGAUUUUCAUGAUUUUUCCCUGUUAGUGCUUUACAAUUGCAUAUGGAGUCAAUUUUAGGAGGAUGCCUCCACUGUGGGUAUUAUCAAAUGAAACAAUGCCUCGCAUAAGUCUAUUGAGGGUUUCCUCAAAGUUUUGGUUGAGUCCAA
Theobroma cacao (cacao) is the source of this 2442-nucleotide messenger RNA. Its product is annotated as pentatricopeptide repeat-containing protein At3g02490, mitochondrial-like. NCBI's taxonomy places the organism in Eukaryota, Viridiplantae, Streptophyta, Magnoliopsida, Malvales, Malvaceae. Gene Ontology annotation, molecular function: protein binding. The record is from RefSeq and is a predicted model, not a curated record. Gene Ontology annotation, biological process: RNA splicing.